UGAUGGAUCUUACGGGAAUCAGACAGGAGUUGGAGAUGCUCAAGCAGGACCUAGAGCACAACAAGAAGGACAUCAAACGGAGGAGGAACGGACAUAUGUCUGGCGCUGCUGCCGGCUUUGUGAACGUGAUCCGUGUUUUUACGGACUACGGCCUCGCCACCACCGCCGGAGUUGGCACGGGACUGGUGUUAGCGGCAGGGGCGCUGAACUCUGUCGCCACAGUUGGACAUGUGAGCACAGCAGUGUGGUGCCAGAAAGACCUCAACAUGAUAGAGGAGCGUCUUGUGAGGGUGAAGGAAUAUGAAGAAAGAGCAAAGAAUAUCGUGCGGCGGGUGGAAUCUCUGACGCAGCAGCUUCGGAUGAUGUACAGUGCACCUGCCGCCCAGGCAAACAUCUCAGCCCGGGCUAUCCCCUCUCCGGUAGCCUAAUGCUUCGUCUCACAGUCUGAGGUUUUUUUCGGGCUUUCGUUCAAUUGUAUAACUCUGUAGAACAUACUGCCGUCAGACGUUGAUCCCAAUGUGAUGGCAAAUAUUAAUGUAAACCAAUUGCACCUGAUAUUAAUUCCAAGUACUGAUCUCUGCCAUAACACGAUGCAGAUAUACUGGCACACGUAGAGCACUCACCCACAUUAGCCAGACUAAAAUCGCGCUCCUAGCGGUCGGCCUUACAGUUGCUACCACUUCAUUAACCCCUGCCAGCGAGAGAGUGUGCAAACACAGGCUAGCGCUCACAUCAUCCAGUCUGGGCAUCUGCGUAUGACUCUUUGAGCGGAUUUAGACUACUUUUGUUCAUUUAGUUUCUAGGUCUAGUAUCUAUAUAUCAGUGAAUAUUGUCUUCAAUUCUUUCACUCCUGUGUUUUAAUGCACUAUUGUAUUGGACAUUGAGUUAUAUAUUACAGGGCAAAUGGCGUUGUGCAGUCUGUACUGCUCAUAUGUUAUGUAUGUUAUGAAGCAAAUAUGCUCUCUCUAUAUAUGUGUAUAUUUUUACACAUUUACAUAAUUCAUAGUUUAAUUGAACAAUAUAAUGUAACUAUCUCGCGGUACAUUCCUAUAGAUACACUGCAUGUGUGUACAUGUAGGUUGUUUCAUCUAACAUUCGAAUCUGUAUUAUAACAGUUAUACUCUACACAUAAUGACACAUAUUGUCAGACACGAGGAUCAGGAGGAAUUUCAUAUGUGAGUAUGCAAUUGCUAUGGUGAAGGGUUAGCAUGUUCUCACGAAUCACAGGAAGCUAUGUUAGAACUUUUAAGGUUUGCUCCUUCAUCUUCUACACUUGACAUUCCUACAUUCACUACGCUACAAUAAAGAGGACAUUUGUUCUGUAUUAUGUA
Molecule: messenger RNA, 1331 nt
Organism: Branchiostoma floridae (Florida lancelet)
Lineage: Eukaryota; Metazoa; Chordata; Leptocardii; Amphioxiformes; Branchiostomatidae
Exons: 3
Coding region: 3-428 (141 amino acids)
Source: RefSeq, a predicted model, not a curated record